UCCCCAUUUGGAAGUGAACCCAGAUGGGCAUUUCUUCCUACACUUACUUAUUUCAUAAUAAAUAAUCUGCUUGGAUUCUGUCCUGGGGUUUUUAUCUCCAUUCUCUCUCAUUUCCAGAGCUCCAUCCUGCCCCACUUUAACCCAACGUCCCAGGAGAACAUUCACAUGUCCAAGAGAUUCUGGGAAAGACGACAUCCCCACGACAUAGGAGUAGGAAAGCACUUUUCAUCCCAAGGUCGCUUUGUUUAUUUCAGCCCCCACCCCCUUCCCAGCAUCCUCAACCUCCUCGCCCUUUUCGCCAAGCCGCCCCUUCUCACCCCAUAAGGGCAAACACUGCGCCAGCGCAGGCGUCCAAAAGAUCUUGACGUCACAACGGAGCAGAGCAUGCGCAGAAAGCAUUACCUGCAGUACAAAGAGCGGAGGCCUCCGCUUGCGCUGGGGGCGGGGGGGGUAAGCGCGCUCGUGCAGCAAAGGAAAAAAACAACCGGUGGCCUGUAGGCUUUUCCCUCUCUAGGAAAGAGAACUCUACCUCUGGGAGGUCCAGGCUGUAGGAGGCGAGGACAGAGCGUGAAAUUUUGGCGGGAACGAUUUUCAGUUGCUCCGCUGAGGCGCAAAAGCCCUGAGGGAGCCCCCACCCCCCACUCUUCCCCCACCCCCGCGUGAAACCAGGGAAGGGGCGGGGCGAGUGGGCGGAGGAGGGUCGGCCUUGAGCGAAGGCGGCGGCCUCGGAGGGUGUUCACCCCCGCGCCGGGGCUGCGCUGAAGCCGGAGACGGAAUGGAGGCCUGGGAGUCUCCCCUUCAGGCGGGGAGCGGCGGCUGCGGCGGCGUGGAGUCCGGCGAGGAAAGCGGCGGCCCGAGCGGCCUCCCCGAGGAGCCCCGCAGCUCCGAGGCCGAGCGCUGGCGUUUCCGCAGCUGCGGUUCCCGGGAGGCCGAGGGGCCCCGGGCGCUUUGCAGCCGCCUGCACCGGCUGUGCCGGGGGUGGCUGCGGCCCGAGCGGAGCAGCAAAGCCGAGAUGUUGGACCUGGUGGUGCUGGAGCAGCUGCUGGCCCUGCUGCCCCCGGAGCUGGCGGGCUGGCUGAGGGAGUGCGGGGCGGAGAGCUGCGCCCAGGCGGUGGCCCUGGCCGAAGGCUGCCUCCUCGGCCCCGCAGCCGCCCCGGAGCCCGGAAAGGGGCAGCAGAUGCAGGAACUGUUCACCGGAGAGAUCUCAGCAGAGCUACAGGAAAGAGGAAAUGGAUGCAGUCCUUCUCAAGAGUUGCUUUUCAGCAGGUCCCAACUUGGGCCAUUUCAGCAGGGCUCUAAUCCCUUUGAGGAAGUCACUGUGGACUUCACAGAAGAGGAGUGGAUGCUGAUGGAUUCUGACCAGAGAGUGUUGUGUAGAGAAGUCACAUUGGAAGCUUUUAGGAAUAUUAUUGACCUGACAGGUGAUGCAAUGGAGAAGGAGAACCAGGAGUGGUUAAUGUCGCUGCCAACAGCAAACUAUGAAGGAGAAGUGACAUUUGACCAUCAAACAAAUCCAAAAAUACAAGAGGAAAGCCACUCAGAAGGUUGGGUGGAAGAGCCCUCCACAUCUCAUCAUUUCUUUUCUCUUACUUUACCUGAGAACCUUAAUAGCAAACACAAACCACAAAGUAUUGUGAACUUGGGGGAGGAUUCCAGUUGGAGUAGAGAGACUAAAAUAUGCACAAAAUGUGGAAAGAGCUUUGAUAGUAAUGCUAGCCUUAAUGGCCAUCAGAGGAUCCACAUAACUGAGAAACCAUAUAGUUGCGAGGAAUGUGGAAAGGGCUUUGCUUCGAUAGGAAAACUUAAUUCUCAUAAAAGGAUGUACAUAGGAGAGAAACCAUAUAAAUGCACAGAGUGUGGAAAGAGCUUCUGUAACAAGGCUAGCCUUAAUGGCCAUCAAAGGAUUCACAUAACUGAGAAAUCAUAUAGCUGUGUAGAAUGUGGAAAGGAUUUUGCUUUAAUAGGAAAACUUAUUGCUCAUAAAAGGAUUCACACAGGAGAGAAACCAUAUAAAUGCACAGUGUGUGGAAAGUGUUUCCAUUUCAGGCCUAGUCUUAUCCGCCAUGAGAGGAUCCACAGAAGGGAGAAAAAAUAUAGGUGCAACAAGUGUGGAAAGAGAUUCUUUGAGAAUAGAUCUCUCACUAUCCAUCAAAGGAGUCACACAGGAGAGAGACCGUAUAAAUGCCUGGAGUGUGGAAAGAGCUUUUUUGAAAACAAAGGUCUUACUCGUCAUCAAAGGAUCCACACAGGGGAUAAACCCUAUCAAUGUCUGGUGUGUGGAAAGAGCUUUAGUCAGAUAGGACAUCUCAAUUCUCACAAAAGAGUCCACACAGGGGAGAGACCCUACAAAUGCAUGCAGUGUGCAAAGAGCUUCCGUUCCAAAAGUUCUCUUAAUCGCCAUGAGAGGGUCCACACGGGGGAGAGAAAAUAUAGCUGCAGUGUGUGCGCAAGGAGAUUCUUUGAUAACAGAACCCUUGCUGUCCAUCAAAGGAUCCACACAGGGGAGAGACCCUAUAAAUGCCUGGAGUGUGGAAAGAGCUUUAUUCAGAAAGGACAGCUUAAUUAUCAUCAAAGAAUCCACACAGGGGAGAGACCAUAUAACUGCAUUGAGUAUGGAAAGCAGGAAGAACAUCUUACUCAGGAAAGAAUCCACACAGGAGAAAAACCAUAUAAAUGCACAGAAUGUGGAAAGAGCUUCUUUAGCAAGACUGGUCUUAAUGGCCAUCAAAGGAUCCACAUAGCUGAGAAACCAUAUAGUUGCACGGAAUGUGGAAAAGACUUUGCUUUAAUAGGAAAACUUAAUUCUCAUGAAAGGAUUCACACAGGGGAGAAACCAUAUAAAUGCACAAUGUGUGAAAAGAGUUUCCAUUUUAGGGGUAGUUUUAAUCGUCAUGACAGGAUCCACAGAGGAGAGAAAAAACUUAGUUGCCAGGAAUGUGGAAAGAGAUUCUUUGAGAAGGCAGCCCUUACUAUCCAUCAAAGGAUCCACACAGGGGAGAGACCAUAUCAAUGCACAGAGUGUGGAAAGAGCUUUUUUGACAACAAAGUUCUUACUCGUCACCAAAGGAUCCACACAGGGGAGAGACCAUAUAAAUGCCUGGAGUGUGGAAAGAGCUUUACUCAGAAAGGACAUCUUAAUUCCCAUAAAAUAACUCACACAGGGGAGAGACCCCAUACAUGCACAGAAUGUGGAAAGAACUUCAGUUUCAAAAGUUCUCUUAAUCGUCAUGAGAGGAUCCACACAGGAGAAAAAACAUACCCGAAGGCAGUGUGGGAAGAGAUUGAAAACACAGCCCUUACUAUCCAUCAAACUAUCCACCUGGCAUAAACUAUAAAUGCCUGGAAUGUGGAAAUAGGUUUAGUCAGAAAGGCAAACUUAUUUCUCAUAAAAGAAUCCAUAUUAUGGACAGGCCAUAUACAGCUAGUCCUCAACUUACAACUGUUCAUUUAAUGAUCAAAGUUACAAUGGAAAAAUGAAAUAAAAGGA
Thamnophis elegans (Western terrestrial garter snake) is the source of this 3487-nucleotide messenger RNA. Its product is annotated as zinc finger protein 420-like. The record is from RefSeq and is a predicted model, not a curated record. Gene Ontology annotation, cellular component: nucleus. The transcript is spliced from 4 exons. The coding region runs from base 776 to 3328 and encodes 850 amino acids. Gene Ontology annotation, biological process: regulation of transcription by RNA polymerase II. Gene Ontology annotation, molecular function: DNA-binding transcription factor activity, RNA polymerase II-specific; RNA polymerase II cis-regulatory region sequence-specific DNA binding. Lineage: Eukaryota; Metazoa; Chordata; Lepidosauria; Squamata; Natricidae.